AUGGGUUCAAAAAUUAUGGAAGACUCAACAUCAUUUCCGACCUAUGAUUCGAACACCGCUACAGGACCUGUAUUUAUCGCUCCAGUUGGAAAUCAAACAGCUGCAAUUGGUCGUGAAGUCGUUUUCUCUUGCUGCGUCCGCAAUAUUGGAAAAUAUAAGGUUGGCUGGCUACGUGCCUCGGACCAGACAAUUCUCUCAGUCCACACAAGAACAGUAACGCACAAUGCACGUAUCUCGGUCUCGUAUGAGCCCAGCGGAUGUUCCGGGUCCAGCACAGUAUCCGGUAACGCCUUCGGAGUGACAGGAAGUAGCCAAGCCAUGGAGGAAGUCGUCAACGGCACGUGGCGGCUCCACAUUCGUCAGCUAAAGGAAUCAGACAGAGAUUGUUACAUGUGUCAGAUUAACACUAGCCCGAUGAUAUCAGAACUUGGAUGUUUGGAUAUUUUAGUACCACCGGAUAUCGUUUAUGGAGGUGACACCAGCGCCGACUUGGCAGUUUCGGAAGGUGACAAUGCAACUCUAAGUUGUCGUGCAACGGGAAGACCAACCCCAAGAGUGUCCUGGCGAAGGGAAGACGGAGAACCCAUUCUCAUAAGGGCCUCUUCCGCUGGUGGUAACACUUUCGAGAGGCACGAGACCUACAACGGUUCGCUGCUGCAAUUCCAUCGUGUCGAGAGGCGACAAAUGGGAGCGUAUCUGUGCAUCGCUAGCAACGACGUGCCGCCCGCCGUUAGCAAGCGAGUGACACUCGCCGUGAAUUUUGCACCUGUCGUCAAAGCACCUAAUCAGCUUCUAGGAGCACCUUUGAGUACGGACGUGCAGCUGGAGUGCUAUGUUGAGGCAUUUCCAAAUACAAUUAAUUACUGGGUAAAGAACCGACGAGGCUCAGAGGACGAGAUGUUGCUCGAAGGACUCAAGUAUAGUGUACGAGAAGAACGAUCCGGAUACAAAGUUCUGAUGUGGUUGUUGAUCAAAGGAUUUACCGAACAAGAUGUGGGCAGUUACAAAUGCGUGUCGACGAAUAGUCUUGGCAAAGCCGACGGUACUUUAAGGUUAUACGAAAUUAAAAUCGGUUUCGACAGAUCAUCGCGUGGAAAAGAUCAUGUAUCGAUAAUCGGCGGUCUAGCCGAAGCGGCGCAAAGUUCGGGCGCUAAUAGCGGUGGCAGAGGAUUAUUCGGAUGUUGGAAAAAGUUAUCACAUUUCUUGUCGAUGUGUUUAUUUGUACCAGUGCUACUUUGGCCGCGGUGAAGAAGGCAUCCGUUGUUGAUCACCGCUAAGCUGAGUGCCGGAUAACUUUGUGC
Frieseomelitta varia is the source of this 1301-nucleotide messenger RNA. Its product is annotated as lachesin-like. Bases 1 to 1248 code for a protein of 415 amino acids. Gene Ontology annotation, cellular component: neuron projection. The record is from RefSeq and is a predicted model, not a curated record. The transcript is spliced from 9 exons. Lineage: Eukaryota; Metazoa; Arthropoda; Insecta; Hymenoptera; Apidae.